Molecule: messenger RNA, 1354 nt
Organism: Arabidopsis lyrata subsp. lyrata
Lineage: Eukaryota; Viridiplantae; Streptophyta; Magnoliopsida; Brassicales; Brassicaceae
Exons: 2
Coding region: 271-1065 (264 amino acids)
Source: RefSeq, a predicted model, not a curated record
CUUCGUCUGCUCCGAUGUCUUUAUUUGCGUUUUGCCAUUAAAAAACUAUCACGGCGGAUCAACGAGAGAGAGAAAAAGAGAGAGGCUUUAUUCUUCUUCUUCCUCUCUUCCCCGUUUCGAUAUCUUCUUCAAUACAUCUGCGUAUCUGAUUUGAAAGAUUUAACGGUUCGUAAAAAUGAUGGGUAUUGGUCAAAGAAGCUCUUUUCAAUCUGGGAAGGUUACUGGGUAAUGUUUUGUACAUUGGCUCAGAUUUUAUAAAGUUUGAUCAAAAUGUGGGGCUUUGCGUCGAAUGUCAUUGGAAGUAUGGGGUUAAAGAAGUCCCCUAAAGAUCCAGCUCAAGCAUCCUCUCAAUGCUCUGAUGACGAGGUUUCAAAUGUUAGCAGGGAUGAAGAGGGAUUAGAAUGUCCCAUAUGUUGGGAAUCUUUCAACAUUGUCGAGAAUGUUCCCUAUGUGUUAUGGUGUGGUCAUACUCUUUGUCAGAAUUGUGUCUUUGGGCUCCAAUCUGCUGUUUUGAGACUCUCGAGCCAAGAUAUCAGGAUUCCGUUUUUCGUCUCGUGCCCGUGGUGUCAGUUGCUUUCGUUCAGGAUUGUCUACAAGGGUAAUCUAAAGUUCCCUCGGAAGAAUUUCUUCCUUCUCUGGAUGGUUGAGAGUCUGAAUGGUGACAGGACAAGCCAUGCUUCUUUGGUCAGCGAUAACCAGCAAUCGGUUCCGACUCCUAGGUGUAGCAUGUCUCUGGGGAACCAGAGCAGCAACAACAAUCUGAUUGCAAGACCUUUAUUGCGUAACCAGUCUACAGAACUUUUGCCACAUCAUGACCACAGUAACCAACCAAGCAGACAACACUUCUCUUUUCACAAAUCUCUCGAUUUUUUCAUCUCUUUCACCUCCAAGUUUCCGUUUGUGAUCAUCUUCCUUCUGAUCGUAUUCUUUGCUAUACCUGGUAGCCUCAUAAUUCUUGCCCUUUACUUCCUCCUCACAAUACUUUUCGCAGUUCCAGCUGGUCUGGUACUAUAUUUUGCUUACCCUAUUCUAGAAAGGUUGGUGCAUGAAAUAACAUCAUCAUGAGAUUGGUUCUGAACUCAUGACUCCUAUUAUUGGUUGCUCGGCCCAGUCUGUGUGUUUGUAGUUUCAUUAUGGAACCCUUUUUUAGGACUUGGAGUCUUUGAUGGUCGGAACUCAGAAGAAGUUUUUAUGAUUUGUGGUAAUUUUGCACAUUUUUUAAAAUAUUAUUUAUUACAAGCUUGGGCAUUGUAUUUGUGAUUUUGAACUCUUGGUUUUAGUAUUGUGGUGCAACUGUCUAAAGUUUUGGUUUGCAGAUUUGUGCCAUAAUGGAUCACAUGUGUGUUAUCUCUCU